Molecule: messenger RNA, 465 nt
Organism: Penicillium odoratum
Lineage: Eukaryota; Fungi; Ascomycota; Eurotiomycetes; Eurotiales; Aspergillaceae
Exons: 1
Coding region: 1-465 (154 amino acids)
Source: RefSeq, a predicted model, not a curated record
AUGUGUGAACUCAAUUCUAAUCUCUUCAUCACCCUCUAUCUGAUUUUGCACAACCACCCAUAUCGCACUUUGCGCAUGUACACCUUUUCCGUGGAUAGUGGCCAGCUGCCCCACGAUACCCCGAUUGAGGAUGUUCCAUUUUCCAUCAAACAAGAGCUUUUGCCUCGCCAGCCUGUUGAUUACGCGAUUGAGAUUGGACCUUAUGACUUAGUCACACUAGCCUUAGGCGUCAGAAAAGUGAAUAGAAACCUUCAGAUCACUUGGGCGCGUGAUGUUGAUGCAUAUGAGCCCGGCCACCCAUUCAGUCGAUUGACCCGGAAAUUCCCAAAUAAGGAAAAUACAUGUUGCAUAAUUGUGGUGAUUAAACGCCAGACUGCGGAGGCUGCUAAAGAGUGGCGUCGACGGAAAGAACGUUUUGAAGAAUCGCUACAACUAGAACGACAACAACAAGAACAACAAGACUAG